This is a messenger RNA of Crotalus tigris (Tiger rattlesnake), 2911 nucleotides long. Its product is annotated as zinc finger protein 277-like. Bases 175 to 999 code for a protein of 274 amino acids. Lineage: Eukaryota; Metazoa; Chordata; Lepidosauria; Squamata; Viperidae. The transcript is spliced from 8 exons. The record is from RefSeq and is a predicted model, not a curated record.
GAAGACACGCCUAUCUACCAUGCAACUCUUCUUCUUGGAGCCCGUUGGUGAACCAAAAGGCGCCCACACCCGACAUGCUUUGGGCCAGAUAAGAAGGAGAGCUGGCGCCAAUCCAAGGCUGGAAGGCGGCGCUUUGGGGAGAAAUUGCUGUACCUAACAUUACGGCCUGGCGGGAUGGCUUGUUCGCGGGACUGGGCGGCGGAGAGGAGGAAGGACCAGCAAGACUAUAUUUUGGAACCACUUUCCCUGCCAGAAAGUCCAGGUGGCAUUUCUGCUGAAGAAGAAUCUCCAUCUGUGCCUUGUCUAUUCUGUGAAGAAUAUUAUCCAAUAUCAGAACAAAAUCAAAUUCUAAAACACAUGAUCAUAAAACACAAGCUUAUCAUAGCAGAUGUCAAGCUGAUUGCAGAUUUUAGGAGGUAUUUAUUGUACUGGGAGAAAAGAUUCAGAGAACAGCCUAUUGCUAACUUCUGUUGUAUAAUAAGGACAAACUCUGAAGCAGCUUUAGAGGAUCAGGAUGAUUAUUUUCUUUUAUGUGAUGCCUUACCUGAAGACAGAGAACUAAGGGAGAAACUUCAACAACAAAGACUGAAAGAUAUUCUGGAUCAGCAGCAGCAAGAAAGAUAUGAUGCAGAUUUUCAUUACAUAUGCAUGUUUUGUGACCAGCCUUUUUCAGGCAACAGAACAUUACAUAAACCCAGCCUGGGGAGAUACGGGGAGCUGAGGUCAGUCCUUCUCAAUCACAUGACAAAAGAUCAUGCAUUCAAUAUUGGAUUGCCAGAUAACAUUGUGAACUGUAAGGAGUUUUUGGAUGUUCUUCAGAAAAAAAUUGACAGUUUCCAAUGUUUAUACUGUGAAAAAACAUUCGAGGAUAAGAACAAACUCAAGGACCACAUGAGGAAGAAGCAACAUCGUAAAAUCAAUGCUAAAAACCAAGAAUAUGAUAGAUUUUAUAUUAUUAAUUAUUUGGUAAGUUGUAUGUAUACAUAUAUAUUUAACUGAUAUUUCCUUUUAAUUAUGUUGAAUUCAUACCAAGUUAUAUUUUAGAUCAUCAAUAAAAUACCAACUAUUAAUGUUCUUCAUGCACAGACCAGUAAUCAUUUAACUGGAUUCAAUCAAUCAAAUGACUUUGUUUCAGUUUUUGACUAACUAAAAGUGGCUAUUAUUGGCUGUUAAUUUGGGGCUACAGAAUCAAUUGUAGGGUUACAAAAUCAAUUGUAGGAUUAACAGCUAUAUUUAAGAACAGCCUAUGCUUUUAAGGCAAUUGCUACAAAACUGUAGUAAUGACAUAAAUUAUAAAAGCUACUGUGAAAUGACUAUGGAACUCAGAACUCAAUUAUAAUGCUAUAAAAUCAUAUCAGAUUAUAAUUUUUAGAUUUUAAAAAAACUAAGUUUAUCAAUUUUAAAAUAAUAACUAUAAGCAUAGUAAAAAUAAGGUAUAAGAAAUGAUUCUGUGUUAUCUGUAACAUACCAUAACUGUUGGGAAUUGAGAAUUUUACACACGAUUAUGUCUUUUUGUUUCUGUUAUUCAGAAUUAAAGUACUUUUUCCUUGUUGUUAACCUUUACCUUAGAAUUAAUGUCAAGAAAUCGUCCCACCUUUUUGAAUUAAUGGAUGCUUGACUAAUUGCUUGGCAUCCGUAGGUAGUUGAUAUAUACUUAUAUAAAUACUCUCAGGUUCCAAAUCUUUAUUAGUUAAUACAAUGUAUUACAAUUCUUCAUUUGAGAACUCUUGCAAAUAAUUAAUAUUCACCUAGCAAUAUUUUAAGUUGUUUAGAAUAAAUAUAGUAGGUGUACAAAACAUGUACUAUGUUUCAGUCCUAGUAAUUUGUGAGGUUUAGAUCCUGUUGACAUUUCUGGAUUCAUAAAAUGAAGAGGUAAUUUGUUUGAAUAUAAAUACUUUGCCAUUUUAUAAUUUUAGGCAAUAUGUAUUCCUCCUGCAUUAAAUCACAUGUUUUAAAUUGGCAAUAAAAGGCCAAGCUCCUGUCACAAUGUCCAAAGAUCACAUAGUAGCUAUGUAUUCAUUUUUUUGCUGGAUCACUUGCAAUACCUACAGAAAUCAAAGUAAAAAUUCCCAGUGAUAAAACUGAAAGUCAGGAAAGUUAAUCUAUACCACCAGAUUAUGUACCUUGUUCAUUCUUAAGUAUUGAUACAUGUGUGUCUGUAUGUGUAUCAGUUAGGUUGAACUGUCUUUGGUUAAAAUUCCCUGCAGGGCAGUUUACAAAAUAGCCUCUGUGUAGUCUCAGUAUGCCAAGAGAAAGAAGCAAGCAUGCAAUAAGAAUUACCAUCUGUGAGCAUGUAUAUAGAGAGUGAGGUAGCAUCAUCCUCUUUUCGCUUUUAUGACUUCAGUGAGAAGGAAAACCUAUUGCCCUUUGGUGUUUUCUAUAUUGGGCCAUCUGCCAGGACUAUCUGUCUGAUACAAUUGAUCUUUGCAUCCUUCUAACAGAACAAAAAGAUAAGCCAUUAAACAACCCAAAAUUGCAAAAUUAUCUUAGAGCUGGAAAAAACCAAGAAUUAAUUAAAUUUCUGAAACAUUUUGAUAUCAUUACACCACAAGCCCUUUAGAAGAGAAGAACAUGUCAGACCUGCCCCACUUUUUGACUUCUGCCAGAAGAAGGGCAGCAGGAUCUCACUAGAGCUCCUGCAAAUUCUCCAGCACUGGAAAUGGAGAAUCCACCACUGGGUUUAGAUUGUAUUCCUGCCCAAUCAGAUCAAGUCAGCUAAAGCUGCCACGCCCAUCCUGGACCAUAGAGAUCCCAGUCUUGACUUGAUCUUGCCCAGGAUAGACAUGCAGAUUUGGCUCUAGGCAGGUACAGUCUCUGUAAGGACCCACCCCACUUUGCAUUUUAAGAAGACAGAACUCUUGGAAUAAUUCUUCCAACAGGAAUCCUUUAUUAAGAAAAAGUGGUUGCAGGC